AUCUGCUUCGUGGCCGGGGCUCUUGCUUGGUGUCUUGCUGUCCUCACUGUUCCUAUAUAACACCCUCUUCCCUAGUGCAAAGACCUCACCACUACUCUAUAUUCUUAGCUAAUUCUCUCUUGUUCCAAAAGAGAGACACCCAAAAAGAUGGAAUCCUCCAAUAUCUAUGCUCUCUUUCUCAUUUGCAUUCUCUUCAUCUUCUCAGCCACCCCUAUACUUGGCUGUGCAUUCUGUGGCACGGCCCCACCAAUGCAUACCAGUCCACCCAAGGUAAAGCCUCCAAUACACCCACCCCCAAUCAAGCUGCCACCGGUGACAGUUCCUCCAACUAAACCACCGGUGGUGACCCUUCCUCCGAUAGUCAUACCACCCGUGAUUCUCCCUCCCAUUUUCAAACCACCUGCGACUCCCCCUCCAGUUACACCACCUCCAAUUCUCACACCGCCGCCGCCACCAGCGAAGGAAACAUGCCCCAUUGACACGUUGAAACUGGGUACUUGUGUGGAUCUUCUUGGUGGGUUGGUGCACAUUGGGCUUGGGGACCCGGUGGUCAACAAGUGCUGCCCGGUGCUGCAAGGACUUAUGGAGAAUGAGGCUGCGGUUUGCAUGUGCACCACUCUCAAGCAAAAGCUUCUCAACCUUAAUGUCUUUGUUCCACUUGCUCUUCAGCUCCUUGCAACUUGUGGGAAGACACCCCCUCCUGGAUACACCUGCUCUCAGUAGAAGUAUUGAGUUAGGUUGCUAGAAUGAUGGCUGCAUGGACAGACGGAGUCGACUACAUGAGAGGAUGUCCAGCAAACCUUCCCCCAUCAUUUUCAAUCUCUCUAUCGGAAAAUCUUAUUCUUUGAUCUAUAUUCUGAUGUUUGCAAACAUUAAUAUUAUUAUUGCAAACUAUUUGCUUAAAAUUAAUUAAGGGAUUGUUGCAUGUGUGUAUUUGCCUUAGGCAAGGAAUUGCAAUCAAAGCUGCGCGCUUUCCGAGUCUAA
Molecule: messenger RNA, 984 nt
Organism: Juglans microcarpa x Juglans regia
Lineage: Eukaryota; Viridiplantae; Streptophyta; Magnoliopsida; Fagales; Juglandaceae
Product: 36.4 kDa proline-rich protein-like
Exons: 2
Coding region: 148-723 (191 amino acids)
Source: RefSeq, a predicted model, not a curated record